GGCUACGAGGCCAGUUUCAACGGUUAUCCCUCUCAGAGGCACGGUGUGCAACAUACUUUAAAGGGUUAUCUCCAAAUUUACAUCAAUAUGCGUGAAAUCGUCCAUAUCCAGGCUGGUCAGUGCGGCAACCAGAUUGGUGCUAAGUUCUGGGAAGUAAUAUCGGAUGAGCAUGGCAUUGACCCCACAGGCACCUAUCAUGGGGACUCUGAUCUUCAGCUGGAGAGAAUAAAUGUGUACUACAAUGAAGCAACAGGAGGAAAGUAUGUCCCCCGUGCAGUGCUGGUUGACCUUGAGCCUGGCACCAUGGACUCUGUCCGAUCUGGUCCCUUCGGACAAAUCUUCCGCCCAGAUAACUUUGUGUUCGGUCAGAGCGGUGCCGGCAACAACUGGGCCAAGGGUCACUACACAGAGGGCGCCGAACUGGUAGACUCUGUGCUUGACGUGGUCCGUAAAGAAGCCGAGAGCUGUGACUGUCUUCAGGGCUUCCAACUGACCCAUUCUCUGGGUGGCGGCACCGGGUCAGGCAUGGGCACCCUCCUCAUCAGUAAGAUCAGGGAGGAGUACCCCGACAGAAUCAUGAACACUUUCUCCGUUGUGCCAUCACCAAAGGUGUCAGAUACAGUGGUGGAGCCUUACAACGCCACUCUCUCUGUACAUCAGCUAGUUGAGAACACCGACGAAACAUACUGCAUUGACAAUGAGGCCCUCUACGAUAUCUGUUUCCGAACACUGAAGCUCACUACGCCAACAUACGGAGAUCUCAACCAUCUCGUCUCUGCAACAAUGUCAGGAGUGACAACCUGUCUCAGAUUUCCUGGACAACUGAACGCUGAUCUCCGUAAACUGGCUGUCAACAUGGUGCCCUUCCCCCGCCUUCACUUCUUCAUGCCUGGCUUUGCUCCCCUAACCUCCAGAGGAAGCCAACAGUACCGUGCACUCACCGUGCCCGAGCUCACCCAGCAGAUGUUCGAUGCCAAGAACAUGAUGGCUGCCUGUGAUCCCCGUCACGGCCGCUACCUUACUGUGGCUGCCAUGUUCCGUGGCCGCAUGUCCAUGAAGGAGGUUGAUGAACAGAUGCUCAACGUCCAGAACAAGAACAGCAGCUACUUCGUUGAAUGGAUCCCCAACAACGUGAAGACUGCUGUCUGUGACAUUCCACCAAGAGGCCUCAAAAUGUCGGCUACCUUCAUCGGCAACAGCACUGCCAUCCAGGAGCUGUUCAAGCGCAUCGAGCAGUUCACGGCCAUGUUCAGGAGAAAGGCUUUCCUCCAUUGGUACACUGGCGAGGGCAUGGAUGAGAUGGAGUUCACUGAGGCCGAGUCCAACAUGAACGACUUGGUGUCUGAGUACCAGCAGUACCAGGAGGCUACUGCAGAGGAGGAUGCUGAAUUUGAGGAGGGAGAGGAAGAAGCUGAGUAAAGCUUCAGCUCAGUCAUCCCUAAGCACGACCAAACUACAAGGCUUUCAAAGCUUAAUGUUAUACGAUUUACUUUCCUCUUGACAUUUCUUGUCCUAUUUUCUUCCUGUACCUGUCGGUCACAUUUUACUGUAUGUGUUUCUCGGUUUACAUUUUUUGUGUAAAGAACACAGUUUUGAAGAUCUUUUGUCUUCUGUCUCAGUGAAAUGUUAAGUGGAAAUUAUUUCAAAUAAAGCUGUCAGUAUUACAAA
This is a messenger RNA of Haliotis rubra (blacklip abalone), 1668 nucleotides long. Its product is annotated as tubulin beta-4 chain-like. The record is from RefSeq and is a predicted model, not a curated record. Gene Ontology annotation, biological process: mitotic cell cycle; microtubule cytoskeleton organization. NCBI's taxonomy places the organism in Eukaryota, Metazoa, Mollusca, Gastropoda, Lepetellida, Haliotidae. Gene Ontology annotation, cellular component: microtubule; cytoplasm. Gene Ontology annotation, molecular function: structural constituent of cytoskeleton; GTPase activity; GTP binding.